Molecule: messenger RNA, 1926 nt
Organism: Seriola dumerili (greater amberjack)
Lineage: Eukaryota; Metazoa; Chordata; Actinopteri; Carangiformes; Carangidae
Gene: arhgef9
Product: Cdc42 guanine nucleotide exchange factor 9
Exons: 10
Coding region: 121-1611 (496 amino acids)
Molecular function (GO): protein binding; guanyl-nucleotide exchange factor activity
Source: RefSeq, a predicted model, not a curated record
GGAGGCUCUGGUAGCUGCAGGAGGAGGAGGCUGAGACCUGGUUCAGAACCAUUGCAGGUCAAUGUAUUGAUAAGUGGAGGUUCAAUCGUCAAUGCUGAGGCGGUAUGGGACCAUGUGACCAUGGCGGACCGGGAGUUGGCGUUUAAGGCCGGUGACGUCAUCAAGGUGCUGGACGCCUCCAACAAGGACUGGUGGUGGGGCCAGAUUGACGAGGAGGAAGGAUGGUUCCCUGCCAGCUUUGUACGGCUGUGGGUGAACCAGGAGGACGGGGGAGCAGAGCCAGCUGAGGGAACCAGCGAGGUGCAGAAUGGACAUCUGGACCCGACCAAUGACUGCCUGUGUCUGGGGUCGCCUCUCCAGAACCGAGACCAGAUGAGAGCUAAUGUCAUCAAUGAGAUCAUGAGCACAGAGAGACAUUACAUAAAACACCUCAAGGACAUCUGUGAGGGUUACCUGCGCCAGUGCAGGAAGCGUGUGGACAUGUUCAAUGAUGACCAGCUCAAGGUCAUCUUUGGCAACAUCGAGGACAUCUACCGCUUCCAGAUGGGCUUUGUUAGAGACUUGGAGAAACAGUACAACACAGAGGAACCGCACCUCUCUGAAAUCGGACCAUGUUUUUUAGAACACCAAGAUGGGUUUUGGAUCUAUUCAGAAUACUGUAACAACCAUUUGGAUGCCUGUAUGGAGCUGAGCAAGCUGAUGAGGGAUGGCAGGUACCAGCACUUCUUCGAGGCCUGUCGCCUCCUCCAGCAAAUGAUUGACAUCGCCAUAGACGGCUUCUUGCUCACCCCUGUCCAGAAAAUCUGCAAAUAUCCACUCCAGUUGGCCGAGCUUCUCAAAUACACUGCACAGGAGCACAGUGACUAUCGAUACGUGGCGGCGGCCCUGGCAGUAAUGCGGAACGUCACUCAGCAGAUCAACGAAAGGAAGAGGAGGCUGGAGAACAUCGACAAGAUUGCCCAGUGGCAAGCCUCUGUUCUGGACUGGGAGGGGGAUGAUAUUUUGGACAGGAGCUCGGAGCUCAUCUACACUGGGGAGUUGUCAUGGAUCUAUCAGCCGUAUGGACGCAGCCAGCAGCGAGUCUUCUUCCUCUUUGAUCACCAGCUGGUCCUCUGUAAGAAGGAUCUGAUACGCCGGGACAUCCUGUACUACAAGGGCCGCAUUGACAUGGAUCGCUACGAGGUGCGGGACGCCAUAGACGGGCGUGACGAUGACUUCAACGUCAGUGUGAAGAACGCCUUCAAAUUGUGCAACAAAGACAGCGAGGAGAUCCACAUCUUCCUGGCCAAGAAGCCUGAGGAGAAGAUCCGCUGGCUCAGGGCCUUCCACGAGGAGAGGAAGAUGGUGCAAGAGGAUGAGAAAAUCGGUUUUGAGAUCUCUGAGUACCAGAAGCGGCAGGCGGCCAUGACAGUGAGAAAGGUGACCAAACAGAAAGGUGUAAACAGGUGCACGCCCCCCUCAUACCCACCCCCCCAGGACCCCCUCAGUGCGGGGCAGUAUGAGGUAACGGAGGACAUGGCACAAGGAGAGGUUUUUGAAUUCAGUCAAUCCAAAAGAGGCCAGGCUCCUUUCUGGCAGAAUUUUAGUAGAUUAGCUCCAUUUAAGAAAUAGAGAUACACAGACUCUUCUGAAGGACCAGCUAUUUUUCUUAGAAGCACUAAACACUGGAUGAUCAUGUCCCAUGAUGAAGAAAAAUACAAAAAAACACACAUACCCAAGAGACUCCGAAGUUAAGGACCAAUGUUAAUAUAGAGUGUGAUUUGAAGCAGCAAGAGGACUGAAGACUUGGAUUUAAAAAAUUGAGAAAAAAAAUAAAACUUUACAAUUCAUAUAUGUUAGUAACGUUCUUAGUUAUCAUGCUUCUCCAGAUGAGUCAACUGUCAUGAACUCCUUCCCUCGGAUUCUGCAUAUUCACGCCAUCUGAAU